UUUCUUAUAUUAUUUUUAUUUAUAUUAUAUUUUAUCAAUAAAAGUAAGGGUUAUAAUGUAAAUCAAACAAAUCUUAUUACAUACAAGUUGAAGGGCUAAACGUGCAAUUUAUAAGUAUUAUGAAAUGUUUAUAAAUUCACCCAACUCCGACCACCGUGCUUUGUAAAUUCGCUCUCUUCACGACGGAGCCGCCGCAAUGUUUUUUCUGCAAGUUCAUACGGUGGACAACGACCACCCUCUAACCGUCGGAAUUCCGCUGGACGAAUCUUCAACUACCAGCACCAUUUCUCAACGGAACAGUACAGCUUCUCACGCCAACACGAAAUUUUGCGAACGAAGAGGUAUCGUUCACUUAUUCCGAAGCGUUUCGAACUCAUCUCUCCCUAACCCUAGCUCCCAAUCCACGAUUCUUUUUGUUGUUGCUGUUCCGAACUAUCUAUCAUACGAUGAUUUCGUCACCUUCUGUGGCUCUCGCAUCAACCAUGUCUCCGAGCUUCUCUUCAUCAGGAACGAUGGUGUGGAAGAACGAUACAGUGUUUUGAUUAAGCUUGGAAAUCUAAUAGAUGCUGAUAAGUUUUUUAGCAAUUUGAAUGGCAAGAAGUUUUCUCCCUCAGAGGCUGAGGUAUGUCAUAUUCUGUUUCUGAUGUCUGUCGAGUACACAGAAUCAGCAGAGGUAGCCGGGUCGCCUCCCGAUGGAUGUACGGAAUUGCCUACUUGCCCCGUUUGCCUAGAGAGAUUUGAUCCUGAUACUAGUGGGAUAAUUCACACAUUAUGUGACCAUUCGUUUCACUGCCUCUGCAUUUCAAAAUGGACUUCUUUAUCUUGUCAGGUCUGUCGUUUCUUUCAGCAGCAGGAUGAGAAACAGGCAUGCUUCAUUUGUGGAACUGUGGAGAAUCUCUGGGUGUGCGUGAUAUGUGGCUUUCUAGGAUGUGGAAGGUAUAAGGAAGGUCAUGCAAUCAGGCAUUGGAAGAAUAUGCACCACUGCUAUUCUCUUGAUCUAAGAACACAGCAAAUUUGGGAUUAUGUUGGUGACAAUUACGUUCACCGCUUGAACCAGUCAAAAGUUGAUUGUAAGUUUGGAGAGAUGAAUCCACACUGUAUGUCACAUGAAGGGGAGUGUGGAACCUGUGAAUAUGAUGAAAACUCCGGAAUCAAUGAGGCCCUCUACCACAGUAAAGUUGAAGCAAUUGUGGAUGAAUAUAAUCGGCUUCUUGCAACACAGCUGGAAACUCAGAGACAAUAUUAUGAAUCUCUGCUGGCAGAGGCCAAAAGCAAAAAGGAAAUUUCCAUUUCUGAAGCAGUGGAAGAGGCUUUAAUAUCCAAAACUCAAGACAUUCAAGACAAACUUGAAAAAUGCGUCAAGGAGACAAACACUGUUUCCGAAGUAAACCAAAAGCUAGUCAAGAAUCAAGAAAUGUGGCUGGCUAAAGCAAAGCAAAUUGAAGAAAGAGAACUGGCUUCGUUGAAAUCGAGGAAUGAGAAAAUACAUGAUUUGGAAGAGCAGAUUAGAGAUCUUACGGUCUACAUUGAAGCUCAAAAGACACUCAACAACAUUACAGAUUCAGAUGACAUAAAAGGAGGAACACUCUUGCCUGUACCUGCAAAGGAAUCGUCACCCGGCAAUGGCAGAAAGAAGAAAGGUAACCGAAGGCGAAGUUAGAUAGACAUGUGCUCUUGUAUGAACUCACACACACAGGUUCAGUUAGUAAACAUUUUUUACUUAAAGCCUUAAAACUAAAGGGGGAAAUUCUUACUUUGAUCCAUGUUCCAUUUUGCUGCAAAUAUAUGUAUAUAUAUGAUGAUUUGUUGUCUCAUGUAAAGCAAAAAGGUAUUAUAUAUUAUUGUAUACAUCAUGUCAGUAGUUGGUGUAUUGAGUCUUCGUGCAUCCAUUCAAGUUUUUGCUCAUUUAUGUAUUUUGAUGUCAAGGUUAGUUUGCUGUAAAUUAGCUUUCUCCAUACUAAAAUUGAUAUUAUUUUAUUAUAUACAAACUUUAUACUUUUAACA
Molecule: messenger RNA, 2004 nt
Organism: Cucumis sativus (cucumber)
Lineage: Eukaryota; Viridiplantae; Streptophyta; Magnoliopsida; Cucurbitales; Cucurbitaceae
Product: BRAP2 RING ZnF UBP domain-containing protein 1
Exons: 11
Coding region: 197-1660 (487 amino acids)
Biological process (GO): protein ubiquitination; Ras protein signal transduction
Cellular component (GO): cytoplasm
Molecular function (GO): ubiquitin protein ligase activity; zinc ion binding
Source: RefSeq, a predicted model, not a curated record